This is a messenger RNA of Pygocentrus nattereri (red-bellied piranha), 4566 nucleotides long. RefSeq names its product limb development membrane protein 1-like (gene lmbr1l). Gene Ontology annotation, molecular function: transmembrane signaling receptor activity. Gene Ontology annotation, biological process: receptor-mediated endocytosis; signal transduction. The transcript has 17 exons. Lineage: Eukaryota; Metazoa; Chordata; Actinopteri; Characiformes; Serrasalmidae. The record is from RefSeq and is a predicted model, not a curated record. The coding region runs from base 383 to 1858 and encodes 491 amino acids.
AAUGUGUUUGCAGUUUGUCAGUAGCCGCAGGGCGUCUGCACGCUCAGCUUUUUCAGCCUUUAGCUUUUAGCGUCCGUUAAUGGACUUUAAAGUGUAGAAUAUAUGCAGGUACAAACGUUGAGCCGUUACGUGGCCCGUUUAAAGUAGAGUAACGGACUGCACAUUUUUAGGGUAGCAGCUAAAGAGCUAACGUUAGUGAGAGUGAGAGAGAGAGAGAGAGAGAGAGAGAGACACUGACACUGACACUGACACUGACUGACCGACCGACUUCCUCUACUGGAACAAACGACACAACUUUUGCCCUCACGGGUCGCUUUUUGGUCGUUCAGUGAGCAAAACAGGUGACCACAGCUCACGGUGCCUCAAGCUAUGGUUCUGAAGGAUGGAAACAGACGACGUGUCGCUUAGAGAGCAGCUGUUCCACGACCGCGUCCGAGAGAUCCUUAUUUGCGUGCAACUCUUUGUCUGCCUUUACAUCCUGUCCUACCUCAUCCUCACUCACUUCAAGAAGAAUGCAGAGUUUGUCACAGAUGAUAUUGAAGAUGCCACAGUCAACAAAAUUGCGCUGUGGCUGUGUACGUUUACUCUCUCAGUGGCCGUGUGUGCAGUACUUCUCUUGCCAAUCUCAAUCCUGUCAAAUGAAGUUCUGCUCACUUUCCCACACAGUUACUACGUGCAGUGGCUCAAUGGUUCUCUUAUACAUGGCCUAUGGAACUUGGUCUUCCUGUUCUCCAACCUCUCCCUGGUCUUUCUUAUGCCUUUUGCCUACUUCUUUACUGAAUCAGAAGGCUUUACAGGGUCUAAAAAGGGUGUCAUGGCCCGAGUUUAUGAGACUGCAGUGAUGCUGCUUCUCCUCACUCUGCUGGUGCUUGGCAUUGUGUGGGUGGCAUCAGCACUCCUCCAUGACAACACAGCCAGGGAGAGUCUCUAUGACCUGUGGGAGUACUACCUGCCCUAUCUCUACUCUUGCAUCUCUCUGUUUGGAGUGCUGCUGCUACUGUUGUGUACGCCCUUUGGAAUGUCACGCAUGUUUAGCGUCACUGGAAGCUUAUUGGUUAAACCACGGCUGUUGGAGAAUGUGGAAGAGACGAUGAACUGCGCUUUGUUCGAGGAGGCCUCUCUCUCCAGGAAGAUCAACAGUAACACCUCCUGCUGGCUGAGCCUGAAUAUGGAGGCGAUGAAGAGGCAGUUUGUGAGUGUGCAGUCUAAGCGCAUGGCUCUGGAGACACGGAAGAAAGCAUCACCAUGGCAACGUAACCUGGGCUACCCACUGGCCAUGCUACUACUCUUGGCUUUAACGGUGGUGUGUGUGCUGAUGGUGUGUUUUCACGUACUGGAGCUGCUUAUUGAUGAGUCUGCUAUGCCCAGAGGAAUGGAGGACCCCCAUCUGGGACUAGCAUCCUUCUCAAUGUUUGGCUCCCUAGGGGCUGCAGUGCAAGUGGUCCUUAUCCUGUAUUUGAUGGUUUCCUCAGUGGUGGGUUUCUACAGUUCACCUUUAUUUUGCAGCCUGCUGCCUCGCACGCAAGACACCACCCUCACACAGAUCAUAGUGAAUUGCGUAUCUCUUCUGGUGCUCAGCUCUGCUCUGCCUGUCUUCUCCCGCACUUUGGGAAUCACAAGGUUUGAUCUUCUUGGGGACUUUGGACGCUAUAACUGGCUGGGAAAUUUCCACAUAGUUUUCCUGUACAACAUGCUCUUUGCUGGUCUCACCUCCGCCUGCCUCAUCAACACAGUUACCUGGGCUGUGCAGAGGGAGCUCAUCCGUGCCUUCGGUCUCCAUCGGCUGCCUUUCACCGUGAACCGAUCUGCAAUACCCUUCAGGCUUUUACUGGCAAGCGGACUGUCGAAAAUCCAGUGAUGGCAGUUGACCUUUUUCAAGCACAUUAUUAGCCUUCGUCCUCUCUGGUGAAAGCUCUAUGUCUGUCUCCUGUUGGACCAGAGGCAUGCUCUGUUCAGUCAGUCAGCUAAUGAGUGAGCAGAUCACCAGAAGGCUGAUGGUGAGGAUCUGUGGUGCUUGCAUUCUGGUAGAGUUUCGUCAGGAAUGACCAUCUAAGGAGCCUCAUGUGUUUUUCUUCGUGGACUGCAGUUCUGUGGGAAUGCUGCAUGCGGUAAUACUGGGUUCCUCAAACAAGUUCAUAUACAAAGGGAUUGAAGCAAUCUUCAGUUUCUCUGAAGGUUGUGUGUUCACUCACUCUGAGCUAAUGCCUUAAUGAAAAAUGCACAGUGGCUUCAGAGGUGGGACUCUGAUGCAAAUCCAUCCACUAAAGCUAUUUCAGAGGAUGACAUAAUAAAACUUGACUGUGUUUUCCUUUUCCUGUUCGUGGACUGAGGGAGUUCAAUUCUGUACCGCUGAACCCCCAGCCCUUUCCCCUCGUGCACCACUAUUUUUAGACUUUGACCACCGAAGUCCCAUUGCUGUUUCUCAGUGGGUCCUAACUACUGUUCUGGAGGAAAGCAGUCACAGGAAGUCCAGUCUGAUGAGGGAGAAAAGCCAAAGGGUACGGCAUGACAGGAUUCUGUCAAUCAAAUGACAAUCAACUGGUUAAACUGGUAAAAUUUAUUUUCUCAGCAUUCUGAAAGUGAAAUAUUGGAGGCCUGUAUUGUGCGUACCAUAACUUGAGGAAAUAAUUUUUUAUUUUUUAUUUUUUAUUUUUUUAAAGGACCAAGAUAACUGUGAAUAAAUACACAUAUAUUAUUAUUUUUUUUCUCUCAUUUUGGCCACAACAUUAAAACCACCUUUUUAGUUUCUACACCCAUGAUCAGUUCCACUUACCGUACAGGUGCACUUUGCAGUUCUACAGUUAGCUUUAGACUGUAUUCCAUCUGCUUCUCUGCUUACUGUGUUAGCCCCCUUGUCGCUGCUUUUCAAAGGUCAGAACCCCCACAGGACCACCACAGAACAGGUUUUAUUUGAGUGGUGGGUGAUUCUCAGCACUGCAGUGACACUGACUCAGGUGAUUGUGUGUUAGUGUGUGUUGCGCUGGUAUGAGAGGAUUAGACACAGCACUGCUGGAGUUUUUCAACACCUUGGUGUUACUGCUGAACUGAGAGCAUCCUGUGACCACUGAACUAGACUGGUUUCAAAUCCUGGUAAUGGAGAGCUACCUUCCUGCAGAGCCUAGUUCCAAGCACACCUUGCCACACCUGCUCCAUCUGAUUAACCUCUUCCCAAGUCACUGAAUGGCUGGAUCACAUGUAUUGGAAUGUAUUGGUGAUUGUAUUGGAAUGAUCCACUACCCAAAUACUGGCUCUGUGGUGGUCCUGUGGGUAAACAAAAUAUGUAGAGCAACAAAUGGACUACAGUAUGUAACUGCAGAACUACAAUGUGCUGCUAUAUGGUAAGUGGAUUUGAUAAAACGGACAGUGAGUGUAAAAACAAGAUGGGUUUUUGUUUUUUUAGUGUUAUGGCUAAUCAAUUUUUAUUUACUGUAUUUUUAAGAUUCAACUGCAGUUCAAGUGCAAUAUUAUACUGUAUAAUGUGUUGGAUAUAAAAUAAUGGGUAAUACUUUACUGAAUGGAAACUUUCAUGACACUAAAUACAUAAGCUUAUCUUGUCAACUGAUAGAAACCUAUACAGACUUUUAUAAAGGCUCAUUCCAACAAGCGUCAGUUGAGGUGAAAUGAACAAAACUGACAAAGCAGCCUUUAUGUCAGCCGACAGACUCUUGUUUUUAUGAAUGUUUAUAUAGAUUUCUCAGUUGUGAUUAAGGCUUAUUAAGGUUUAUGCAGAUGUCAUGUAGCCUUACAAAUGCACCCUUUCAGUAAAAUGUCACCAAAUUAUGUAACAUGGCUGCCUCUUCUAGAUGCAUUCAGAUGACCUCUUUUAUGGGAUGUGGCAUCUAGUGAGGUUUACAGAGAAUGCAUGAAAAUGUUUUUAGAUAUAUAAAGGGGCAGACGCCACUUUCUCUGCUCUAGAUUUACCAAAUGUGUCUAUUUAAUACUUUUCAUUUUUAAAAAGUAUUUAUGUCCAUUCACUUUUUACUUCAUUUGCUGUAUCAGCAUGUUUUAAACAAAUGUUCUUUGUGUAAUGGCCAGAAGGGGACAGUGUAUCCUAAUCACAUUAUUCCUCAUACUCGUGGUUCCGUUAUAUUAAUUUGUUCUUGAUUUCUCCUCGUAAGGCAUUUUUGGUCUCUUCAGAUCACAGGGGCUUAUUAGGAAUGGGGUCAUGUUUUCUAGACUAGGCAUUUGUAUUGCAUGUUUUUGUUGUGAGAGAGAACGGACUUUUGAGUCAUGUUAAUUAGGGAUUACGAGCUUUGGAAAUGGUAAGAUUCUGUCUCUAUCCAAUUAUGUGAACGAUCCUUGAUUUAGGGUUUUUUUUUCCCUUUUUCCCUCUUAAAGGCAAAACACAAAGCUGAAGGAAUGUAAGAAGCAGUAACCAGGGUGAAUGUCUUAUAUUUAAAAAAAAAAAAAAAAUUUUUUGGCAUUUGAGUUUUUUUAAAAGAUUUUGUAAAUGUUAGUAAACCCAAUUGUACACUGUUUACAUUGUCUUAUAAUGUAGUUUGGAAUAACAUGAGUAAGAAUUGAGACAAAAAGAACAAUAAAUGUAUUUCUGUCUGCUUUUCUAAA